Molecule: messenger RNA, 3975 nt
Organism: Stylonychia lemnae
Lineage: Eukaryota; Ciliophora; Spirotrichea; Sporadotrichida; Oxytrichidae
Source: the annotation of a GenBank genome assembly
AUGCUUGCUGGCUAAGCUCUUAAUGGAAUUAUGCCUUCUGCCACUGAAGAAGUUCUCAGAUUAAGGAAAGAGUUGAGAUUGAAAGAUGCUGAGUUUAGUAAAGAAAGAGCUAUUCUGGAAUAGAAAAAUCAAUAAAUGGAGCAGCAGUUGAAAGAUUCAAAGGAUAGAGAGGAGAGUUAGAAAAGAAUUCAUGAGACUAUGAUCAAUUGCCUGAAUAGUAAUGACCCCUCUCAGACAUCCUAGGCGAUAUCUUAACUCUAGUAAAAUGAAAAACAAUUAAAAUCGGAUGUCAAUGAUUUACUGAGUAAGAAUCGCAUGCUGCAUGAUGAAAUUGACAUCAAGGAGAAGAACUACAAGCGCUAAUUGGAUGAUAAAGAUAUGAAAAUAAAGGAUCUAGAGAUUCAAAUUGAGCGAAUGAGGUUAGAUCAGAAGCAGAUGCAGAUGGAAUUCGACCAGGAUAAGAAAGACUUGAGCAUCAAACUUUAAAAUGCUUUCAGAGAUAGGGAAUAAGACAGUCAAAAGGCAGAGAUCAAGUUCAAAGUAGAAAAUAAUGAUCUUAAAAAUGAGAUUGAAAGAUUGAAGUUGAUGUAUCAGAGGGACAAUGAAAAGUUGAAGUCAGAAUUUGACAUGAAUCUCAAAGAAAUGAGGAUGAUCCAUGAACAGGAAAAAUUCAAUCUUCAAUAUAAGGCUGAGAAAUCAAACAAUGAUCUAAGUUCACUCAUUAAUAAGAUCAAUACUUAGGGACUCAAUGAAUCGCACAGAAGUGACAAGGUUAUUAGAAAGAGGGAGGAACUGGAACAAGAAAUAAUGUCCUUGCAUCAUGAAGUGGAGUAGAUUAAAGUUCAGUAUGAUGUAGAGAUAUCCAAGAUUACCUAGGAUAAGGUAUAAGCUGAAAAUAAAGCCAUGAAACUCUAAAAGUCCUUAGAUAAAAUCAAGAAUGCCCCUAAACCUGUAAAGAUUGAUUUACCAGUGAAUAACGAGUAAAAGCAGUAAGAUAAUGCCAAAGUCAUCUAGAGUUUAAAAGAAGAAGUAGAUUGCUUAUUAAAAGAAAAUGAGAAGCUUAAUGAAUAAGUCAAGAAGUUUAGAAAAGAAACACUGGAAAACCAAGAUUAUAUAGAGAAACUAGAAACCAAUGAAAGAAAGUUAAGAUAGCAGCUAAAAGAGAAGUCAACUUCUGAUGUGACAUCUGAACAGGUAAUGGAACUGAAAAAGCAAAUAAACAAAGAGAAGAGAAAGAACAUUGAGAUUCAGGAAUAGUAUAAUCACCUUAAUGAUGACUUCCAGAAAAUUAGAGACUUAAACCUAGGUGAAAUGCUGGAGAAAGACAAAAAGAUAACUAAGUUGUCCAAAGAUCUCAGAGAAGCUGAGAGGAAGAUGCUAGAUAUCUAAUCUGUGUUCAAUUCUAAUCAACCAUAGAUCAUAGCUCAUAAUAGAAAUCCCAGUCCAUUUGGCACUUUAAACCUAGAUCAUAAUCACAAUCGUAAUAUUAGUUAUAAUCCACUCUCAACGACAUUGAGUAAUAAUACACCAAAUAUUCGAGGUUAUCACUAAAGUCAGAAUAGCUAAUUACACUAUUAAUAAUCGCCUAAGGUUAUAAAUAAUAAUGGCAAUAGCAAUAAUAACCCUCAGAUAAUGUGUGGAGUAGUUUAAGAAGGAAACUAGAUGAUGAAGACAAUACCUUAACUCGAAUAUACUCUGCUUAAGACUUGCUAGAGAAUGGCUGACAGUGCAAUUAGAAUGGAGUGCGGACUAUGCUUUUAGGUAUUUGAGACUCCUGAUUUCGAUAUUCACAUUAUGCAGGAUCAUCCCUAACCAAAGCAUAUGAGAAAUCAAACUUAGAAUGCGUUCCCAAAUACUUCGACUAUAGCUAACUAAAACAAUCUUGCUCCUUAUUCUUCAAAUAAGAAUAAUAAUGCAGCUGGUAAAAGAUAUGCAGAAGAUCUUUAAGCAUCUACUUAAUAGUUAGCUAGUCUACUUCAAUCAUCCCCUAGGAGUAAAAAUGUGAAGUCGAGAGAUAACAAUUCUGGACAGUAAAACAAAUGGAUCCAGAAUAGCAGAUCCUUCACUUGCCUCUUAAAUGAUCUUAAUGAAAUAGAGGAAGAGGAGAAAGUAAGCACUAAUUAGACAAAUGCUAACAACACCACAGCAAAUAAUGAAAACACAGAUUAGAGUUACUUUAAGAUUCAAUAAUAACAACAACAGCAGUAGACAAUCAAAUCUAAGUCUCCUAAUAUGAUUCAACAGCAAGAUUCAGAAAGGACUAAGAGUAGAAAUGCUAAUAAUCCUAAUAUCAAUGGAUCUUCCUUGCAAAUGAGCACUCUUUAGUCGGGCAAUACAAUAUAAAGUGUGUUGAGAUCUCAGAAAGAGCUAAAGAAGUAAAAAUCAAAUCUAAGUAUCACAUAAACUGCAAAUACUAGCAGAGUAUAAUAGCAGCAACCUUAAAGUGUCACAGUCCUUACAGCUUGCAGAACUGAGAUUCAGAACUUGAAGCGUGAAAACAAAAAGAUGAGUCAUCAACUGCAAAAUUAAGAAUAAAAAAUACAUGACAUUAGCAAAGACUGCACUUAAAUUAAAAGGCAUGUAAAAAAAGAUACAAAGAAGCAGAAUGUCAGUAGUGUAGCAGAUGAGAUCAAGGGAUUACUAGAAAAAAUUGUUACUAUUCAAGGCAAGGACAAUGGCCAGCCAGGAUCCUAUACAUCUAGGUAAAACAACAAUAUACCCAUGUCUACAGAUAGCAUAGUCGAACUUAGGUCAAGCGCAUCUUCAGUAUAUAACAAAAAGAAAAAAGCAAAUCAUAAGAAAAAGAGGAAUGAUAAAUCACCUCUACAAAAUAUUGUGCUUAGUCAGAACAAUCAUUUUGUCUCGAAUGAUAACAAUCAAUAAUCUCACAGAGAGAACAAAGAAAAUAUGUAGCUAGCUGCUAAACACUAAACUCAUGUUUCUAAUAAGCUACCAAGAAAGAACCUCCAAGAAUAAUUCAAUAACCAUGAUAAACUAGAAAAUUUCUCAUCUUCAUCUUCUGGUGAUUAUAGCAAACGAUCAAUUAUAGCAAUAGAAAAACGUUCUAAGAUUAUCAAGAAAACAGAGGAAUUGUGCUCAAACUCCCCCAAAAGAUACAAAAAUUACUUUGAAAUUAUCAAGAGUGUCGUAGAGCCAACUACUAAUUCAGGUUCUAACAGCAAUUAAGCCACUGCUAGAAAUAACCUAAGAGGCCAUCAUAGAUACUCACCGACAAGUACUAAUGAUGAAAACUCCAAUUCAAAGCUUAAACAAGUCAGAUCACAGCUAAGAGUUCAUCAGAAUGAUCAUAAUUAGUACUAGCACAGCCCCAAUCUUAAUCCAGCAUUCCAAAACUUAAAUACAAACCCAGCCUAUGAAAAUACGACUAAUGACAAUAGAAACAGCAGGAAUAUGAAUAUGCCUUUUGCUAUUAGCAAUUCUAAGUAUAUCAAUAACAACUUCUAAAAUACCAUUAAUUCCUCACAUAACAAUCUAGUACUCUAUGAUUCCUCUAAUACUGAUAUAUUUAAGAGUAAGUAGCUAAAGUACCAGCCGACAGUGCAUUUGACAACUAAAGAGAUGCAACAGCAUUCUAAAUUCCACUACCAUAGAAGUAAUGAAUCUGCAAGGCAAAAUGAGUUUGACCAGCAGAAUUAUUCAAUAGACAUGGAUGGUGAUGCGGCUAGACACAUUAAUAUUCUUAAUAAUGGUAGUUCAAGUAACAAUAGCUCUGAUGAUUUUGAAGAAGCUCAAACAAAUAGAGAUAGAAGAUAGGAAGUUAGAAGAUCAAAUGAAAAGGUUCCAAAUCUUGGGGAAGGAAUUUUUUAACAGCAACCUGAAAAUGAAUUCGUUACUGGAAGAUUCUGUGAUAAUGGUGCUCAAGGUAAAUCAUUCUUAUUCAAAGGCAACUCUAACAACAACAGCCAUAAUAACUCAACUAUAAGAAAUCAUCUGAAAAGCAAUACUCGUCUGUGA